This is a messenger RNA of Spirodela intermedia, 14776 nucleotides long. Lineage: Eukaryota; Viridiplantae; Streptophyta; Magnoliopsida; Alismatales; Araceae. The record is from the annotation of a GenBank genome assembly.
AUGAGGAAGCGAGACCUGGGGAUUCUCCUUCUGUGCGCGUUCGCCAUCUUCUUCUCUCUCCAGGUAUGCCCAUUGUUCUGUCGUGGAUUCUUUCUUGCGGUUCCGCUGCACCGGAAUCCGCUUGUCUAGUAGUGGGGGAGUUGUCGGAAGGUAGGUAAAUCUGAAGUGAAGUCCGUGUUUUGCCGAGAUAUUUGGUGCCUUCAGAAUUCCCUUCGUGAUUUUUUUCUCUGUUAGCCCUGAACUUGUGAAGGCUUUCGAUCGGUGAAUUUCUGGGAAGUACUUUUUUCGGGGGGAAUUUCUCAUUCCGUGUGCUUGGUGAUAUCCGUCACAGUGUUCACCACGUUUUUCGAAAACAGUUUUUUUUUGGCAUAAUUCUGGACUGUCGCGUGCUGUUUAAUCAUAGCAUGACAUCUCUUCUCUGUUUAAGGCAUCUUUCAAAGGAGAACUCGAUUCCAUACUAUCGUCAUCCAUGCAUGUUCCAUGUGCCAUUUUCUGACCGUUCUGAUCUUGAUGUCUGUUUUCUCGCACAUCAGACUCGAAAAUUUCCUUCACGAGUAGACUGCGUGUUUAACGGUGUGAGACGCUUUCUGCUGCAUAUUUGCCUUUUUUCUUUUUGUAACUUCAGUAUUUCUUAGCCGAUUAGUCCAAUGAAUCCGUGUACUCAUCAAUUUUCUUUCACUUUUCCCCUCCCAGCAUGAAGGUGAUUUUUCCUUUAAAGAGGCUUGGUUCCACCUCUCUGAUGAGUACCCAAUCAAAUAUGAAGCGGAUCGUCUUCCUCCACCUAUUAUAGCUGAUUUAAACGGCGAUGGGAAGAGUGAAGUUCUGGUUGCAACUCAUGAUGCUAAAAUUCAGGUAUUAUUUUGGAUGUAAAGAUAAUCGUCUGGUCUAGUUUGCUUAGAGGAACUGCGUCUUGUGUCAAAAUCAAUUACAGUAGAUAUCGCUGUAUUUUAUUACCAUGAUUCUUUUGACGUGAGUUUAUUGCUUCUCAAGUUACGUUUGCUGGCAAGUUACCCAUUGGAUUUCCAUGGAUAUCCUUCUAUAAGUUCCUUGUUUUUUUUCCCUAAUGCUACCGGCACAUCAAAGUUUGUAAGAAAACGGAAAUCUGAUACGGCCAUAGUGGAGUGUUAUUUGAGAAGUUACACUUCCGCCUUGUUCAACAGUAGAUUUUUUCUGAUCUUUGAUUAAAUUUAUUCGUGCUAUUGUCAAGUUGAUGUCUUUUCAAGCUCUCCUCUUAUUGGAUAAAUUUCAUAGGUUUUGGAACCUCACACCCGACGUAUUGAUGAAGGCUUCAGUGAAGCACGUGUGUUGGGAGAGGUGUCUCUGCUGCCUGAUAAAGUUCGCGUUUCAUUUGGGAGGCGUCCUGUUGCUAUGAGUGUGGGUGUAGUUGAUCGUUCUUAUAAAGAUGGUGAAGUAAAAAAACAGGUCCUGGUUGUUGUUACAUCAGGCUGGUCAGUUAUGUGUUUCGAUCACAAUCUUAAAAAGCUGUGGGAACAUGAUUUGCAGGUAUUCUCAGAUUUUUAUUUCAUUUAUUAAUUGUCAACUAUACCGCGCUCUCUAAUAUGUGGUAGAAGGGAUCUCUUUGCUGAAAAUAGGCUGUGAUGCUGCUUCAAUUUAGCUUUUCUUGCGUUUUGAAUUUUAAUAAUUGUCUUGACUGUACCUUUCUUUGUCCUUUCCAGGAAGAUUUUCCUCAUGGUACUCACCAUAGAGAGAUAGCGAUUUCAAUUAGCAACUAUACACUAAAGCAUGGAGAUGCAGGCUUGGUUAUCGUUGGGGGAAGAAUGGAAGUGAUGCAACAUUAUGUAUGUAACUUUCUUGUAUAAAAUUAUUGUUUUAAGUUAUUUCAUUUGGCGGUCAUUGUCCAACCUUAGAUGUUUAUCUGUUGACGUAGAACAUACAUAAAUUUAUAUAUAAAGGAAAUGGUAAGAUAGCUAAUCUUACCAUUUCGGGCGUAUAUAUAAAGGAAGUUUAAUUAUCUUUUAAUUUAGAACAUAAUGUUUAGUAUUUUCAGUGAUUGUAAAUUCAAGCCAUUGCUUAGGGGAUCGUAUAACACCAUUCUCUUUUUGUUUGAAUUUUUCUGCAUAAUAAGGGGUAUUAAUUUGGUAAAGUGUUUCAGAUGUCUGCUGAUGCAUUCGAGGAAACACUCAUGGGCAGAGCAGACAAAGAUGCUGAGCAUCACCGACGAAGUGCGAAUGAAAAAGAGGUGAAUAGUUGUAUUUCAUUUUUUCUUUGUCAUAUCAUGGGUGAAAGUAUUCUGAGCCAAUUGGAUCUGCUGGUUGAUAGUUACAUCAGCAACUCCAUAUAAUUAUGUUGUCUGUUGAAUUCACCGGGAAUUUGUCCUCUGGAUUUUCCUAAAGCAAGAAGUGUAACCAUGUGUCGUUGCUAUCAGUUUAAGUGGUUAUUUCUAUUAUCUUAUUUUUCUGUGGGAUCUUCAUAUUUAUAGUUUCUAGCUGUCAUACUCAAUUACCAUCUUACAAAUUUUGUCCUUUCCCUCCAUUGUUUACUUAAUGUUUCAUACGUGAGGACUAUAUUGAGAUACAGGUUCUCUGUUAUGCACCCAUCUUUUGACUUGUUUGCAAUCUUGAUUAGCAAUCCUAUCCGAUAUUAAUAUAUAUAUAUAUAUAUAUAUAUAUAUAUCUGAUCUCUCUUGAAAUUGAGAAAAAAAAUGAAGAACAAAAUGUUAACCAAGAGCUUGUUGCCGCAAUAAGGAUAAAGAAAAGGGAGGUUGAUUCUUCUCCAGAACUGGCUAUUGUAUAUCAGAAUCUCACAUGUGAUCUGAUUUCAGGAGGUAAACCUAGCUUCCCUUGAAAAUGACAGUUAAAAGAAGAGAAGAGAAAAGAAAAGGAAAAGAUCAGCUAUUAACUGACCUUUUUUUUGUCCCAUGUGGGAUUAGACGUUUAGCUACUGUUGGUGGAAAAGAAGGAAAAACAACUCCGGCACCUAUUUCCAGACAACGGGAAACAAAAAUGAAAGAAACAUUUGCCUAUAUCUUCAGUAGACACAUCCUGCCACCAUCCCCAACCAUGGGUUUGUUAUAAGCGUUACUUUUUAUCAAAAGUAUUUAUGAACCUUCACAGAAGAAAAAUAAUGUUAAAUGUACUUUUUGUAAUAUACUAUCCUUCCAUUUUCUGACUCAAAUCAGUCUUUUCCUCGUAGACGAGUGAGUUUGGCUUAUCUUACUCCCAACAAGGCCGACUUGUCAAAGGCUGAUUUCUACAUGUGAUUCCAUUUUUAAAAGCUUCAACAGCGAAGGAUUGCCUUUGAAGAACAUUUUUUGAUGGUUCAAUGUAGCCUGGUGUUACGGGAUCAUAAUUUUGUAAGAGUUUUGAAUGAGAAAAAAAAGAUGAACCAAACUUGGUUGUAGGUGAGGAGGAAAGAUUUGAUAUAAAUCCAGCAUAAUAUUUGCCUGAAUCCUGGAAUAUAAUUAACGUCUCCCACCCCAAGAAGCUAGCAUUGCGCAAGAUAAAGUUGAAUAGGCAUUUUUGGUCUCUUUGGUUGUGUUGUGUUCAUAAUGAUUGUAUAAAGUCCAAAUCGGUCAAUGAGGUGCUGUUCCGUUGAAGAAAAAUGAAAAUUAACCAUAGGUACAACAUCAACUAUAAUGCAUUAACCUUUUUUGCAUGUCCAUUUUGACCUUCUGUAGAAAAUUUGAGAUUUUCAAACAUGUCUGGUUGAACUUGUGUUGAUUAUACUAUCGUAUGACUCUUUAGAGUGAUGCUCAUAUACUAUACUUUUCACCUUCAUCUAUUUUCUUUUAAGAUAUGAAAAUUAAGGUUGCUUCAUCAAUGCUGGAAGUAGAAAGUAAUCAUAGAUUUCUUUUGCUCUGAAAUGUUGUCCGCCUAAAGCAGUCUUCUAAUUUGAUACACAAUAUUAGUCCAACGCUAUGUUUUUCUGAGGCUUGAAAUCUGAUUCACCUGUAAGCUUCAAAAGAGUACAUACUAGCUGGAAUUGGGGUAUUUAUCCCAACCUGCCAACUAACAUUUAGACAAAAUGGGCAAGGGGAUGGUUGCCAGUAGUUAUGAAAUCUUCCUAGUUUACUUGAUCAAUUGGAUCGUUAAAUAUGCCUCUAGAUUGAUAAUUGAUGAGCUCAUCUUAAUAUACUAUCAUAUGUUCAUUUUCUUUAGUUGAUUGAUACCCUGAUAUUUGACCCAAUUUUUUGGUUUCUAAAUGAAAAACUUUUUCUUUACAAAAAGUAAUUUCUCUCCAGUACUUUGAUAAUGACCUAAUAGCCUCCAUGAUGAUGCUUAAGGCGACUAAUGAUAUGAUUGAAAAGUAUAUUCAGGCCACAUUAGAUGUAAAUAUCUGUUUGCCAACAAGUGGUUUCGGAAAACAGUUUUAUCUUCAACCCAACUUGUACUAUGUUAUUUCCUUGAGCUCUGUGACCCCCAUUGCUUUAGCCAUUAUAUUUUGGGUAGUAAUUAUGUAUGCCAUGGUUUUUCUUCCUGAAUGUCUCGCUGGGCUAGCAAACAAUGUUAAGAUGUGGAAAAAUAUUACCCUUGACGACACCUAAAAGAAACUUUCCGUUAUUCAAGUUAGUUUCUGUCUCUAACGUGAGGCCCUAUUGGAAGAUAGCUUGCACUUUGACUGGUCACACAAAUUAAUCAUCUACAAAGCCCCACAAAAUUAUGCUAGAAAUUUGUAUUACAUUUUUUCUAGUAUUUCCCUUUUCUUUCCUGAUCUUUCAUUCAAUUAAUUACUAAAGUACUCCAAUGCUUACAGGCAAACGGAAGCUCUGAUGUCCUCGAUCAACGCCAUUUUGCAUUGUAUGCUUUUGCUGGUCGAAGCGGCACUCAACGUUGGAGUAGAAAAAAUGAGGUACCCUGCAUUAUUGGCCAUUUUGAUGGAGAUUAUAUUGUGUUUGAUGGAUUUUGGGAUCAUGAUAACUUGUACAAACUAAAAGCACGGUUUUAGGGGUUUCAGAUAAUUUUUCAGCCAAUUUUUUUGCUUGUUUUCCUAUGUGUGAACAUGAUCAGGUAAACCCAUUUUUUGAUAAGGAAUUUUUCCCUAUUUCAAUGAGGUCUAGGUAAAAAUCACAAAAUGAACUACCCAAGUUGGAAAGUUCAGAAGAAUACUCAACAAAUAUGCUUACCUAUAUUCCUUGUCGAUGUCAGAAUCAUGCCAAUGAAUUCUAAUAUUGGUUCAAAUUGGCCACUACUUGAUCAAUACACCAGCUAAAAUGUUUGGUCUGGUUUACAAUGUGUAGCGUACAGGUUGAUUUUAAUUUUUUUAACUUACCGCAUUCUCAUUGCUACUAAUACUUGGAAUUUCAUUAUUGAUGAACUUAAAUUCGUGUAUGUACAAUGUGAGCUUCAUCGCCUAUUAUUGUUUGUUAAAAAAAGUAAGUAGCUGAGAAUAAGAUGUCAGCAACUAGUAUGAUUGAAUGGAACGUCAUUUCAAGGAAAAUUCUUUGUUCACUAGUUUCAAGACUUGGUUUUGCACAACCGAAAUUGUUUGUUGAUGAAUCAUUUGAUUUUCCUUAUUUGGGUGAAAUUACAGAAUGUUCACACCCAGCAAUCAGAUCAGUCACUGUUGAUUCCCCAGCAUAACUAUAAGCUUGAUGCUCAGGCAUUAAAUACUAGGCAUCCUGGGGAGGUAUGUAGCUAAUCUUUUUUCUGAAUCUGUAAGUUUUGUGCUUAGCUGUCUAGUCAUCAUUAUGCUUAUAUGAUUUGGUUUGAAUAUUUUUGCUGUAUUUUUAAUUUUAAUUUAAGACAAGACUAGGUACGAAAGCAUUUAGCACGAUACCCUGUGGUUUCAAAGAAUGCGAGUCAUGAGAUGAUAUGAGUGCUCUAACUGUAUAUGGGUCAAAGCACAAUUUUUCCUGUUAGGCAGCACUAUGUUGUAUGGAUAUUCGUUUCCUGAUAUAGGUAGCGCAUCCAAAACAGUCAAAAGGAAAGAAACUUCUCGAAAGAUGCUAAAAAUAUACAUUUUCUCUUUGAACAUAGGAUGGAAAAAAUUAAAGAUAAAUCGUUUUAAAGGUGACUCCACAAAAGGGCGCAAUUGACACCUGCCUAAGGUCAGACUUUGACUAUAAUAUUCCCUAUGGGAGUGUCUUUUAUGCAUUCAAUACUGUCAUGGAAACUUUCACUCGACUAUCUUCUUCGAUAACAUUUAAUUAUAUGACUGCCAUCUUCUCUGAACAACUUUGUUGCCAUAAAUUCGAUUAUUAAUUUCAUUCCUAAUAAUCCAAAGAGACUCAUAAAUGACAAGCUUCCAAAAUUUAUGGGUCCCAUUCUACUAUCCACUGUUGACUCAAACCUGUCCCAGAGCGCCCAUCCCAGGUAAUGUUAUUGUUUUCUCAUUUUACUUGAUCUCCUACAAAAAUGGAAUUCACGUGACAAUUGAUUUGUUCACUCUGUCUCCUCCCCAUAUGUGUUACAAGGGACCAUCAUUUAUGGAUCCCAAUUGAUUACAAGCUUAUGUAGGGAGGAGGAUGAGUGAAAUUCUUCACAUCAAAAUCUCCACCUUGAACAAAAUUCCAAACUUAUUCAUACUAGGCCAUCUUUUGUUUUCUCUCUCGCAAUCCUGUUAUCCUCUGGUAGAACCAAGUUCUUGCCAUAGGUUAGAUACCAAGUUCUUCUCUAUUCUCUUUUGUCUAGAAAAUCCUCCCAGGCAAUGUCGUCUCAUGUCCUACGAUUCUGUCGACUAAAAAUCUACAAUAAUGUGGUAAAUGUUGCCUCCAGCUGCUUACCCAGUAUUUCUGGGAUACUGAACAAAGAAUGUAGUAUACGUGCUUGCUUUCAUUAGCUUCAGAUACAAACCUAAUUUCUCGUCAUUCAGGGGAAAAAUUAAAUGUACUUUUGUCGACUUCAAUAUGAAACAUUGGGUCGCAUUUGAUUUUCAACAUUUUUUUUGCCUGACGCAGGAAUAAGGGUUACUGUAACGGUGAUUUAGUGUUCUAAUAUAUAUUUCCUUUAAAUUUUCUAUAUUACAGUUUGAGUGUCGAGAAUUCAGGGAAUCAAUCCUUGGUGUCAUGCCACACCAGUGGGUGAGUACAUAUUUCCUGUAAUUGAGACAUUCUGUAAACAACUUUUUUUAUUUAUAAAGCAGUUGCUUCUGUUCAGGAUAGGAGGGAGGACACCUCUCUUCAGCUGACCCAGUUUAGAAGACACAAGAGAAAAUUACAGAAGAAGAACCUUGGUAGAACUACCAUUAAUCAUCUGCAUGCACCCGUGGAAAAGCAUGCUCCAGGGAAGGAUUCAACAAAUAAAAUUGCAAAUGUAAUUGGAAAAGCGGCAAAGUAUGCUAACUCUGCAAAAGCUAAAAAGGUGAACGUUAUGCAAUGUUUUAUGUAUUUAUCAAAUUAUCAUCAGCCUCAGAUGUUCCUUCAUUGCUGAUGGACUUUAACCCAUGAACAGUCGAUAUAUACUGCCAGUACAGUACUUGUCUUAUUCUCAUUACUUGGAUUCCUCAUUUUUCAUAUAGACGCAUGGACAACCAUAUGAAGAGUUGCAUUGACUUAGUUCUUCUCAUCCUUCUCCUGAAUACCACAUCGCCAUCUAUUUGUUUACUGUGAGAGCUAGCCUGCUAAAAAGAGAGUUACACAAGAAAGAAAGAUUGCAACUUUGUCAAAAGAUUGGUCAGGAGAGAGAAUUAACAGUAGAUUUAUGGGGUUGUCAAAAUUUGUUAGUCUCAGGAAGUUCUGGGAGCUGAAAGGAGAAUGGAAGAAAGUAGGUUACGAGGAGCUCCUUAAGAAAUUCAGUAGGGAACUUUUAAAAGGUGAUUAAAGAAUAAUAGAAGACUGAGAAAGUGUGAUGUAUCAGAGAGCUUUGGAUUAGACCUUUGCGCCUGUUCUCUCCUCAUUCAGACUCUAUGGAAAGGUUAGAUCCGUACUGAUGUACCAGUCUGCUUUCUUAAAAUCUGGAGCACAAUUAUCAACCAAGAAAGUACAGGAGGAAUAAGUUUCGUGUUCUUUAGCUGCUAUAACGUUGAACAGGUCGAGGCCCGGAGAAAGAACAUUCUACCAGAAACAUUGGAAGUGAAGAUUCCAAGUGGAACGGAAUCAAAAUGGAUUACUCGUAUCCUGUCGUGGAUAUUUUUUUCUUUGGGGUUCUGUUUUAAUAUUUGAUAGGAUUUAGGGUUUCUUUCUGUCCACAAGUCCUAUCAGGAUUUGAACUGCCGGCCGUUUAAAUCCUCUGGAGCUCUACAAACGGGCUAUGUACAUUUUUUUAUUUUAGUUCGAAUUGUUACCCUUCUCUAGUCAUGGAUUUAAAACUGUUUCUUGGAGGAUCCCAAGAACACCUUGGUGCAGGUGCUUUGGCCUUGAGUUUCUUAUGAUCUCAUCUUCUGGGGCGAUGCGUCACUGGAUAUUCUGCUAUUCCCAGUCAUCCCCAUUCACCAGAGGAGUUUGAACAUCGUUUAAAGUACGUCAUUUUAAGCUGAAUAGAGGAAAAGCUCUGUAGGAAACUCUCUUCUAUGUCUCAGAUAUUAGUAUUCAAGAAUUCAAUGCAGAUCCCAAUUAGGAUCCAAAUAAAUCAGGGUUUCGAUCGAAUAAAGCUUUAAUGUUCCCAUUUUCUGUUCAGGAGAAGUGGUUAUUUACCGAAAGUGUAGAGAAAGCAGAGAUAAUGGUGGCAACCAAUGCAAGCUAGAUUUGGAAAUGUUGGAAGAGAAAUAGAGUCAGAUUUUACCAAUAACUUGAUUUCAUGUUUUGGAGAUUUACCAAAUACUGGAAUCACAGGUUUUCCUCCGAUCAAACAAAAACAUGACAUAAGUGAGUAGGAGCUUAUGGUUUGGAUGAGUCAACUGAUUCACUAGGGCAAGUAGUUUGGAAGGGUACUCCCUGAGGAGAGUCGGUAUUUAUUUGGGAGGAUUCUGUGUUUGAUAAUUAUCUACAGAGCUGAUGUUGGGGGUGCUUUAUGAGGAGAACAAGGGAAGAAACCUUUGAGAUAGGUAAAGUUUUUUUAAUCUUGUAAAAUGUUCAAAUCUCAAAAACCUGUUAUUUCUUUCAUGAACAAGAAUAUCAUUCUAUGUCGUUAGAGUACAACAUCAGGUCCCUAUAGGAAAUAUCUAGCAAUGAUUUUGUUGAUAAUAUUUCUGAAUCAUCUAUAUCCAGAACCAAUGAAUAUGGGAACCAACAUAUUGAUGAAUACAGUUCAAGUAAAUAGAGCCAUUAUCUUUAGAGAGUCAAUAAAUAUAAAGCGAAUUGAAAUUCGCAGUUUUGACUCGAGGUCGGAUUUGUGGUAAAGGGAGCUAUCAGUGAAAGGGCAUACUGGCAAACUGGGUUAAUAAGGAAGGGAGGAAGGUACGCGUGACUACUUCUACAAUUUUCUUUCCCACGUAUUACAGAGCGUGAAGGAAAGAUAAAACCACUUGAAACAGAGCUGAAAUAGGAGAGGAUAGUAGUCGCUCUGGACGAACUGCCGUAGACCUAGUAUCCACAUGUAAGGUAAAAAGACAAGACACGUUGGAAUAAGAAGAGCAUUGGGAACAUCUGAGAUUCUGUCCACUAUGCCUCAAGUUUGAGUAAAUCACCGGGAGAUGCUAUUCAAAUAUCAGGUCUGCUCCUGUAAAGCAAGGGAAAAUUUGGAGACACCAGAUAUGGGAGUUUCUUUCAUGGAUAAUGAAGAGUUACGAAACUUAUUGGGACAAGUGAUGGUCUACGGAAUGGGUUUGAAAAGAAAGAACACCAGAUACAUCUACUGUGACGGUAAAGAGGGAAAUUGCAGUUUUUUCCAGAGCGUCAUAGUGAUGAAUAGUCCAAUACCUUAGAAAGAACAUGAGAAAUGAAAAUUUUACCCCUUUUUUUGGUAACCAAUGUUACGGUUUAUUUUAUUUUAACCUCCAAAAUAUCUCAGGGACUGAUAACUAGCUCUUACUGUCGCUGCAGUUUGCUUCUCCAUCGUCAAUCACGGGUCAUGUCUUUCUAUCAGUUUAUUUUUUUUCACUAUUAGUCUGUUAAUGCAGUCACAGGGUCCCUUUUCUCCCUUUCCCUGCUGAAGGUUAUGGAAACCAACUUCAAUUUAGUUACUCUUUUGCAACUAAAGGUAAGCCUGUAGUGGGAAGAUGUAGCCCUUUCAUGACUAGCGAGUGAGCUAAUGCCAUGUUACCUGUGGCAUAAUUUUUAACUCUCUAAAUUAUGUUGGUUCCUAUGGCAUUUUUUUCUUUUUCAUUAGUUUAGUUACAGGUUCUAUGGUUUAAUGACUGACGCUGAUUAGUUUUUUCUAAUUCGCUUAUUUAUGAUUGUAGAAACUGUCAUAUUUUCCUACGAUAACAAAUCAUACUCAGCUUUGGUGGUUACCAAAUGUCGUUGUUGCACAUGAAAAGGAAGGAAUUGAGGCCAUUCAUUUAGCCUCUGGCCGCACAUUAUGCAAGGUAUGAUACAUAGUAAAAUAUGACAUGCUAUAAUUUUUUUAAUAAGUUUUUUCUGAUUCAUUCAAAACUUCCUGUUUUAGUUCGCGUCGCUCAAAUUCCCUUCGUUUUUCCUACAAUAGAUUACGAUGAUCAUUUUAAGAAAAUGAGAGUGAUGUAUUAUUUAUCACUCGCCAGGUAAUGGCCUUCUUGUGGCUUUAAUAUUUCCAACCAUCGUUAUUGCACAGUGUUGUGCUUUUAGUUUUCAGUUUGUGUAUAGAAGUGUGCUGUCACCUUUUAAUUUUUCUUAUGUAUCUAUCCAAAUUAGUUUUGUUCGGAUUGACUAUUAGUCUGCUGCCACAUUAAUUUUUCAUAUGAAAAAGUUGAUGGAUACUGUUUUUUUUUUUUUUGGAAGGAACGCUUCAUUGUGCUUGCUAAACCUUGUGAUGCUAACAAAACAUGAUACUACACUGUUGUACAUUGACGCAGCAGAAGUUGCAGGAAGUAGAGAAUUCUGCCUUGAAUACAUAAGGCACGAAUUUUGAAGAAGAAAUCAGGUUCUUAAUCCAUAGAAUUGGAAACUUCAAUCCUUAAUCCACAAGGAUUAACUGGGGCGAACCUUGAAUCCACAAGGAUCAAAAUUUACUCCCUCGAAUCCACAAGGGAGGGCGCUUGAAUCCACAAGCCAGGAGACACCACAAAGGGUGAAAAUUCCUACUGACCAAGAUGAUUUUAGGUUUACAACGUGGUGUCCUUAAAAUUAGGCCGAAAUUCAGUUGAGACGCCUCUAAAAAUCGGGUCAGUUUGAGAAACAAAUUCAAAACGCCUUAGAAACAGGAUAGUUGCUAAAAACUAAGACUCUGACGCGUUAUUCACGCAAUUUAUUUAAGCAUAAUCUGGUUUUGGGCCUUUUUAGGUUUUCUCAUCUUUGUAAUCCACUUUUCAAGUUUCUAGAAUGGCUGGACCAUGUUUUCUUUCAAAGUGGAUUUUCUUUUUUAUGUUUGAUAAUUUAAUGAAAAUGUGGCAGUACCCAUGUCAAAAUGAAAACAGACUGGAGUUAAUUGCUUCUAAUAAUUUUCUGAGAAUUCAGUUACACCAGUACCCUUCUAUAAACGUCGCUGUUCUUUAAAACUGGAUAACUUCAUAUCGAUUAAAGAAAAGGAGAAGCUAACAUUGACAAACUCAGUAUUCUUUGAAACAUCCUCUUUAAAAAAACUCUUUGGUCUAUACCAAGAUGGUGAAGAGACCGCUAACGACUGAAACCUCCCAUAAUCAGAGCGUUGCCCUUUGCUGUCGUGAGGAAUCCACUCUAAUUCCUUUCUUUGUCACAUUUAAGAGUGAGAACAAACACUCUGCUCACCAUCAAAGUAAUAGAGGCUAUUGAAAUCACUCACCUCCGAAAACGAAAGGUUUUUAGCCUUUGUCAUUACAGAAAAUCCAAACUCCCUUUUCUCACUGUUACAUAUAAGAGCAACCACAUAUAAACAAAUGUCAAAAAGAGAAGAGAAUGUUUACAUGUGGGGCUAUAGUAUGCCUAAAGAAACCUUCUGUACAAAGUCUCUAUAGCCUAGCUCCCCACACCUUUCGAAAUCAAAUGUGUUGUCCCUUCCAAUACGAAAUGCCCAGGACCAUUCCCUUGCUCUGUCAAUAAAUACGAACAAAAAAAAUGUGUUGCUUCAUUUUAGUCGACUUAACUGCUUUUGGUUUCCCCAUUAUUUAUUUUCUAUUAGAUGCCCAAAUGGUUGAGGAUAGUCCAUUGCACAUUAUAAUCACAAUGCCUACGGCAACAUGCCUAAUUAGCAUCGAGUUAUCAUAGAUUUCAUUAUAAUUCUGAUCUGUUAAAUAAUUUAUGUUACAUAUCUAGCUGAUCAGCAAGAGUUCACGGAUAAUUUUCAUGUACUUUUUUUCAAGCUUCAGGUCCCUGCAUUUAUAAUUAGCGAGUGCAUCCCAAUCCCUGAGAAUACCAGUUGCAGUAAUUAAUGAAAAUUAAGAAAUGUCCAUUAUGUGCCCCUGGUCACUGCUUGUUAUCCGUCGGAUACAUAGCAGCAUGCCUGAUACUCUUAAAGGAAGGGGAUAGGUUUGACUUUUUGUAAACUUAAAAUGAUGGAAGGAGUGGUACAAGGCAGGGAACAAUCUCUGCAAUCAUAUGAUAGAAUAACUGGACAUCUAAGAGAUGCAACAUGGGAAUGCGUCUACAUAACGGAAGGUGUCAGGCCCAUAUAUGUAUGGGCUUCUCUAUAGAGGUGAACCAGAUGGUAAUACAUCCCAUUGCAUCUAGAAAACUAUAAGCGUAUAUCGGGAAAGGGUUAGACUACGAAAAGCGUCCCAUGAGUUUUGAGAUGUAUGAUAGAAGUCUUCUGAUUGGGCCCUAGGCUGAAAUCGUGCAGAACAGAGGGAAAUAUGGAAGGGAGAACUUGUUGGCAAGCUAAGAAAAGGACAAGUAACCAAUAGGAAGGGAAUCCCCCUCCUUGGAGAUGCUCAAGUACCCACGAGAGUUCAGUUGCAGAGGACCUCUCCUACUCUCUCCGUUCGACCCAAACUUCCAGCGUUUCAGUAUAUAACCCUUCCUGAUCCUCUGUUUUAUGCCCCCAUUCUUAAGCCUGCCCUGUGAUCCUCUUUAGGCGACCAUAAGUGAAAUGGAUUGUGAUUCCUGAUGAUGGGCCGUUGGUCCAUUAGGCAGGAACCCAUCAUUUUCACUUCAUAAAUGGCAAGAGAAUCACAGGGCUCCGUGGCCAUGACUUAGCUUGAUCUUUGUCAAUAUAUUUGCUUUGCUACUUCUUUUGAUUCAUUUAUUAUAAUAUAGCAUGCUUUUAUAUACAAAGAUUGUAGUGUACAAUGAGCUGUUUUGAUUUACUUUACAGGAUUAUAUUUUAUUAAAGGUACGAUCCUAGAUCACAGAUUCGAGUAAUGUUUCACCAUCAUUAUUUCAAUAUCGAUGCGUUCAAAUCUCCUUUCUGAUUAUAUAUGUAAUGACCUGUCUUGCUUUCUUUGAACUGUUGAUCUUCUUUAAUUAUAUGUCAGGCAACAUGGUGCCUAAUUUUUCAGCUUCACAGCCAAUCUAUGCUGUAAGUUAAAUCAAUGUGUUUAAUCGCCUAUGCAAUUUCAGCUCCAUCUUCCCGAAGGAGGCCUCCACGCUGAUAUUAAUGGAGAUGGUGUCCUGGAUCAUGUGCAGGUGCUUUGCUCCGUUGUUCUAUUUCCUUCCACCUCGCAUUUUUGUCUUCCACCUAUAAAUGGUAACAAUGGAAUGGGAUGAUUUCGAAGAAUCAUUAGAACAGCCACUCCCAUCCCUCCGCCGUUGACUUUAAAGGCAUUUUUCCCACUCUGGAACUUUAUUGAUUUUACCUCAAUCAAAACCAGUGACUGUAUCAAAGCGUUCUCUUUUUUUUGUCUUUUCUACUUUAAAACGGAUGAUCAUCUGAAGGAUUUUCACUAAGAUUCUUGGCAAAGAAAAUCAAGACCACCUGGUCACCGCAGGCUUCGUAGUGCUUUUUGAUGGAUUGGCUCACGAUGGAGAGAACUUGGCAGGCUGUGGGCGGCCGCGGCGUUGAGCAGACGGUCGUCAGCGGGUCCAUGGAGGUCCUGAGGCCCUGCUGGGCCGUCGCCACUUCCGGCGUGCCCGUGCGGGAACAGCUCUUCAACGUCUCCAUCUGCCAGCACGCCCACUUCAACCUCUUCUAUCACAGCGGCGACUUUGCCAGGACCUUCGGCCGAGCCGCUGCCGCCGCCGACACCCAGUCCCUGGAGGUGGCGACCCCCAUCCUCCUCCCCCGCCCCGACGGCCACCGACAUCGCAAAGGCAGCCACGGGGACGUCAUCUUCUUGAACAACCGGGGAGAGGCACGAAAUUUGACCUCUCAAUUUGACUUCAGUUUGACUUUUUUCUUCGUCUUUGCGUCGUGGGUUUUUCAGGAACAACCUUGGAGAGGCACGAAAUUCUUCAAGAUUCUUGAACCGCCACGGAAACUUGACUUCAGUUUGACUUUUUUUUGCUCCCUCAAUCGUGGGUUUUUUGCAGAUGACUGCAUAUUCCCCGGGGCUGCACGGGGAAGAUGCUGUCUGGAGGUGGCAGAUCACCACCGGAGCGAGCUGGACGAACCCCCCGUCGCCGGCGGGCAUGGCGGAGGCGGCGGCGGUGGUGCCGACACUGAAAGCGUUCCGCCUGCGGGCGGGGGACCAGCGGGAGGUGGUGAUCGCGGCGGGGGACCAGGAGGCGGCGGUGGUCUCCCCCGGCGGCGUUGUGCUGGCGUCGGUGGACCUGCCGGCGGCGCCGACGCACGCGCUGGUUCUGGGGGACUUCUCCGGCGACGGGCUGGCGGACAUCAUCCUGCAGACUUCCGGCGGGGUCUACGGGUUCGUGCAGACGCGCCAGCCCGGGGCGAUCUUCUUCAGCGGUCUCGUCGGGUGCCUGAUCGUCGUCAUGGGGGUUAUCUUCGUUACCCAGCACCUCGGCUCGGCCGGUCAGGGGAAGCCCAGGGCUCCUCCCGGGCACUGGCGGUGA